GAAAGAUAAUUAAAAUUAAAAAUUAAAACCAUCUUUACCAUAUAAAUUCUAUAAUUUGUAGCAGUUUUAAUUCUUAAGAAUGGCAAGCCACUCCAUCAAAAAUAGAAGAGCAUGUGUGAUAGGUGGAAGUGGGUUCGUGGCAUCUGUGCUGGUGAAGCUGCUAAUUGAAAAAGGUUAUGACGUGAACACAACAGUUAGAAAUCCAGACAAUCAGAAGAAGAUUUAUUUUCUGCAUGCACUACAAAAUUUAGGCGAUCUGAAAAUAUUUAAAGCAGAUUUAAGCGAAGAAGAAAGCUUCAUUGCUCCCAUAUCAGGUUGCGACUUUGUCUUUCAUGUUGCAACCCCGGUUAAUUUUGCUUCUCAGGAUCCUGAGACCGAAAUGAUCAAGCCAGCAAUACAAGGAGUACAUAAUGUAUUGAAAGCCUGUGCAAAUACAAAAACAGUUAAAAGAGUCAUCCUCACCUCUUCAGCUGCAGCUGUGUCAAUCAAUAAGCUUAACGGUCCAGAUUUGGUCAUGGAUGAGCAAAAUUGGACUGAUAUUGACUACUUGACUUCAGAGAAGCCACCCACUUGGGGAUACUCUGUUUCGAAGACGCUAGCGGAGAAGGAAGCUUGGAAAUUCGCUCGAGAAAAUAACAUCGAUCUCAUAACGAUCGUUCCGACUCUCAUGGCCGGUCCGUCUCUGACUCAUGAUGUUCCUGACAGUGUAAACCUGGCAGCAUCAUUGAUCACAGGAAAUGAGUAUAUGAUAAAUGGAUUGAAAGGAAUGCAAAUGUUGUCAGGAUCGAUAUCCGUAGCGCAUGUAGAGGAUGUUUGUCGUGCCCAUGUGUAUUUAGCUGAGAAAGAUUCGGCUUCAGGACGGUAUAUAUGUUGUCGUGUUAAUACCAGUGUUCCUGAGCUUGCCAAAUUCCUCAAGAACAGAUAUCCUGACUACCAAGUUCCUACUGAUUUUGGAGAUUUAGCAUCGAAGGCCAAGUUGAAAUUGUCUUCAGAGAAGCUCAUUGGUGAAGGAUUCUGUUUCAAGUAUGGGAUUGAAGAGAUUUAUGACCAAACUGUGGAAUACUUAAAGGCUAUGGGCAUGCUUAAGUGAGUUCAAAGAGUAGAGCUGUCUUCUGCUUUGUUGUGUUAUGUAAUAAUUUUAUAAGGCUAAUUUGCUCUUAAGCAAUGUCAAUUGCUCAUUCGUUUCAAGU
Mercurialis annua (annual mercury) is the source of this 1190-nucleotide messenger RNA. RefSeq names its product anthocyanidin reductase ((2S)-flavan-3-ol-forming). The record is from RefSeq and is a predicted model, not a curated record. Gene Ontology annotation, molecular function: anthocyanidin reductase activity; oxidoreductase activity, acting on the CH-OH group of donors, NAD or NADP as acceptor. The coding region runs from base 80 to 1090 and encodes 336 amino acids. The transcript is spliced from 6 exons. Lineage: Eukaryota; Viridiplantae; Streptophyta; Magnoliopsida; Malpighiales; Euphorbiaceae.